This is a messenger RNA of Purpureocillium takamizusanense, 462 nucleotides long. Its product is annotated as Phosphorelay intermediate protein. Gene Ontology annotation, biological process: phosphorylation; phosphorelay signal transduction system. Gene Ontology annotation, molecular function: histidine phosphotransfer kinase activity; protein histidine kinase binding. NCBI's taxonomy places the organism in Eukaryota, Fungi, Ascomycota, Sordariomycetes, Hypocreales, Ophiocordycipitaceae. The transcript is spliced from 3 exons. The coding region runs from base 1 to 462 and encodes 153 amino acids. The record is from RefSeq and is a predicted model, not a curated record. Gene Ontology annotation, cellular component: nucleus; cytoplasm.
AUGGCGCCAACUGAGGACAAGGUUGCGCCCGAGGAGAGCGAGCACAAUUUUGGUGACGGCGUGGACAGAAACACCUUUGACCAGAUUCUCGAGAUGGACGAGGAAGGGGAUCACGACUUUAGCUCCUCGAUCGUUUUUGGAUUCUUUGAACAGGCUCAAGAGACGUUCAAGUCUAUGGACGAGGCGCUGGAGGAAGAGGAACUCGAGAAGCUGUCUCAACUAGGUCACUUCCUCAAAGGGUCGUCGGCGACGCUGGGCUUGGUCAAGGUGCGCGACGGAUGCGAAAAGAUUCAACGGUACGGCAAGAACGAGAACGAGGACGGAACCGCGGAGCCCGACUCAAAAGUAUGUCUGAAGCGCAUCACUCAGGCGCUGGAGGUGGUCAAGGCGGACUACAAGGUUGUCGAGAAGGCUCUUAGGGAGUUUUACGAGGGCAAAAAGGACAAGAGCGACGAGGCCUAG